Messenger RNA from Macroventuria anomochaeta, 408 nucleotides. RefSeq lists its product as uncharacterized. The coding region runs from base 119 to 376 and encodes 85 amino acids. The record is from RefSeq and is a predicted model, not a curated record. The transcript has a single exon. NCBI's taxonomy places the organism in Eukaryota, Fungi, Ascomycota, Dothideomycetes, Pleosporales, Didymellaceae.
CCCGUAUUCUGGUUAUUCAUGGAGUGCGAGUAACAAGGACGGGCCUGCUGCUCACUAUAGCAGCGUAACCGGCCCGGCCGCGGAGGUGAACAGAUCCGGUUAGUGUGAAUGGAAGUCAAUGUGGUCGGGCUGGUCGAAAGGAAGGAGCCAAAUCCUUGCUCUGACAACGGUGUGCACUGACUCCCCAGAUCUGCUCGACCAAGCGCCCCGGUUUCACAACCCCGACCUUCCUGUGCUGACAUGCCGGGUGCAUUUAGCGAGAGCGGGUGAUUUGUUUGCGAAGACGAAUGCGAGUGAGCGCAAAGGAUGGUUAUUUGAAAUUGCAUGUGAGAUGGGUGGAAGUGAGAUUGUCACUCGGAUUGUCACUGUAGUGUGAAAGAAUAGGAAGAGAUGUGCAGCGCGUUGGAG